AUGUCAUUCUUUCAGAAUUUCAACACUCACUCCUUGAGAUCGACCAGAGGUUUCAAACUCAAGCAAUCGUCUCCUAUUUCCUCACCACAGCCCAUUUCCAAUAGUGCGUUCCCAUCGACUCCACAAAUACCUCAGCAGUAUCAGAAUAAUGAGGUCUUUCAAACCAUAAAAAGUAACAAUAAGCAACUUGAUUCCAAUGGCAAUGAUGCUGGUGGCCAGCCUGUAUCAUCACACCGUGAUAUUAGGUCUUACGCUGAGCAAACUCUUGGAUCAGACAAUGCGUUGAUCCAGGCAGUGAAACUCCCACAGGACGAGGAUCUCAACGAGUGGCUCGCAGUUCACCUGGUUGAUUUCUAUAACCAGAUCAAUAUGCUUUACGGAGCAAUAACAGAAUUUUGUUCACCUAUAACUUGCCCCAGGAUGAUUGCCACUGAGGAAUAUGAAUACCUCUGGCAAGAGUCAAACUCUUCAGCUAGUGGCUCCAGUGGCUCUAUCCUGCCCAAGCGUCCAGUUUCACUCCCUGCGAGCGAGUACAUUGAAAAUUUAAUGAAUUGGAUUCAAAAUUUUUUUGAUAACGAUAACAUCUUCCCUUCCAAGGUAGGAGCACCAUUCCCUCUGCAAUUCCAGGCUCUCAUAAAGACCAUUUUCAAGAGAUUGUUUAGAAUCUAUGCACAUAUCUACUGUCAUCAUUUCCACGAGAUCUCAGAAUUGGGACUUCAGAGUCACUUGAAUACCAGUUUGAAGCAUUUCGUUUUGUUUAGUAACGAGUUUCUGUUAAUCAGUACGAAGGAUUACGGUCCAUUAGACGAUUUGGUUGAUACAAUGAUCAGUUCUAGGUAG
Dujonia railenensis is the source of this 840-nucleotide messenger RNA. Lineage: Eukaryota; Fungi; Ascomycota; Pichiomycetes; Serinales; Debaryomycetaceae. The record is from the annotation of a GenBank genome assembly.